CUCGCCAAUUUGCUCACCAUUUCAUUCCGCAUUCAUUCCCUUACCUUUUCACAGGCAACUGAACACGGUGCAACUGAAAAAUUUCGAAAAAAAGUGGUCGUGUCUUUCGUAGACUCAUCCACCACCGAAUUCAGAAGCCAAAAUGGGUCCCAAAUUUGAUCCCAAUGAAGUUAAAGUUGUUCACUUGAGAUGUGUUGGAGGAGAAGUAGGUGCCACUUCCUCACUGGCUCCAAAGAUUGGUCCACUCGGUUUGUCCCCAAAGAAGGUGGGUGAUGACAUCGCAAAAGCUACUGGUGAUUGGAAAGGGCUCAAGAUCACAGUCCGUUUGACAAUUCUGAAUCGUCAAGCCACCAUCUCUGUUGUCCCUUCUGCAGCCUCCAUGAUUAUCAAGGCAUUGAAGGAACCACCACGUGAUAGGAAGAAGGUUAAGAACAUUAAACACAAUGGCAACAUCACCUUUAACGACAUCUUGACCAUUGCUAAAGCCAUGAAAGAGCGCUCCAUGGCGAAAAAGUUGGAGGGUACCGUGAAGGAAGUGCUAGGAACUGCACAGUCCAUCGGUUGCACAAUUGAUGGCAAAGAUCCUCAUGAUAUCAUUGAUGCUAUUAAUGAUGGCGAAAUUGAUGUUCCAGAAAAUUAAGCUAGAUAAUUACUUUUUUUAAGUAAUAAAUAAAGCUGACUAUCCAGCUAAACCAUAAAAUAA
This is a messenger RNA of Folsomia candida, 703 nucleotides long. RefSeq names its product 60S ribosomal protein L12. The transcript is spliced from 4 exons. Gene Ontology annotation, biological process: translation. Gene Ontology annotation, molecular function: structural constituent of ribosome; large ribosomal subunit rRNA binding. Gene Ontology annotation, cellular component: cytosolic large ribosomal subunit; ribosome. Lineage: Eukaryota; Metazoa; Arthropoda; Collembola; Entomobryomorpha; Isotomidae. The record is from RefSeq and is a predicted model, not a curated record. Bases 143 to 640 code for a protein of 165 amino acids.